CUCUCUCUCUCUCUCUCUCUCUCUCUCUCUGUGUCUCCCCUCUCGCUGCUUCUGCUGUCUCGCCGGUGGACAACAGAAUAAAUAAACCCUAGAAUCCCCAAAACACCGUCGUUUCAAGCCCUCCUUCCCGAAAACGCAAACCCAGUUGCUUUAAACCCUGAACGCUCUAUUGGACUGCAAGUAUUAAUUCUUCAACAAGAUGCAUGGGAUUCCUACAUAGAUGGUGCUAUGAUUGAUAUAUGCAUAAAAUAGCAUUUAAAAGUAGUAUGGAUGUUGAAGUGAUUGAUGUGGAAGAGGGGAACAUGGGCCAACGGGACCUCACAGAUGAUGGAGAUGAUGACUUCAAUGAGGGUGGAGAAGUGAACACCUUUGGAGACUCAACUGCUCAGGAUGAGGAUGGGGAUGUCGAGCCCCAUGUAGGUAUGGAAUUUGAUUCUGAAGAUGCCGCUAAGACUUUCUAUGAUGAGUAUGCCAGGCAUGUGGGUUUUAGCACCCGCGUUGGCCAGAAUAGCCGGUCCAGGAGUGAUAGGACUGUUACUACACGGGAGUUUGGAUGUGCCAGAGAUGGCUUAAAAAGAAGAGCUGGUGAUAGCUGCAAUGCAAUACUAAGAAUAGAAUUAAAGGAUAAAGAUAAAUGGGUGGUGACGAAAUUCGUGAAAGAGCAUAGUCACUCCACAGUGAGUCCGAGUAAGGUGCAUUACCUCCGACCGCGCCGGCAUUUUAGUGGUGCGACAAAGAACAUUGCUGAAGCUUAUGAAGGGGUUGGAAUUGUUCCAAGUGGUGUUAUGUAUGUGUCAAUGGAUGGAAAUGGUGUGCCUCUGGAAACAAAUCGUGGAUCUAGAAGUGGUCCUCUUGUAGAUUCAACUCGUGCAGUCAGGAACACAGGGUCUGUGAGUUAUGCUGUUAGACAUGCUAGUCAAAAAAGGACAUUAGGGAAGGAUGCUCAAAAUCUGCUGGAUUAUUUCAAGAAAAUGCAGGCUGAGAACCCAGGGUUCUACUAUGCUAUACAACUUGAUGACGAUAAUCGCAUGGCUAAUGUAUUUUGGGCAGAUGCAAGGUCUAGAAGUGCCUACAGUCACUUUGAUGAUGCCGUUACGCUCGAUACUAUGUACAGGGUUAACAAGUAUAGAGUGCCAUUUGCUCCUUUCACAGGGGUGAACCAUCAUGGUCAGACAGUUCUGUUUGGUUGUGCAUUACUUCUAGAUGAAUCUGAGGCAACGUUUGUCUGGCUGUUCAAGACUUUUCUCACUGCAAUGAAUGAUCAUGCCCCUGUCUCUAUUAUAACUGAUCAGGACAAAGCCAUACAAUCAGCCGUUUCUCAGGUAUUUCCUGAGGCCCGCCACUGUAUUAACAAGUGGCAUGUAUUAAGAGAAGGCCAGGAACGGUUGGCUCAUGUAUGUCAUGCACAUCCUAAUUUUCAGGUGGAGCUCUAUAACUGUAUCAACAUGACUGAGACAAUUGAGGAAUUUGAACUAGCUUGGGAUUCUAUCCUAGAAAAAUAUGAUCUCAGGAGGAAUGAUUGGCUUCAGUCAUUAUACAAUGCACGCGGACAAUGGGUCCCAGUGUAUUUUCGGGAUUCUUUCUUUGGUGCAAUUUCUCCAAAUCAACGAAAUGAGAGCUCUUUUUUUGAUGGUUAUGUAAAUCAACAGACUACCUUACCGAUGUUCUUUAGGCAGUAUGAAAGAGCUUUAGAAAAUUCAAUUGAAAAGGAAAUAGAAGCAGAUUUUGAUACACUUUGCACCACACCAGUAUUGAGGACACCAUCACCAAUGGAAAAGCAGGCAGCGAACCUAUACACAAAGAAAAUUUUUUCAAAAUUUCAGGAAGAGUUGGUUGAGACAUUCGUGUAUACAGCAAACAGAAUUGAUGGUGAUGGGGCAAUUAGCACAUACAGAGUUGCAAAGUUUGAGGAUGAUAGAAAAGCCUACAUCGUGUCUCUAAACAUUCAGGAUAUGAGAGCAAAUUGUAGCUGCCAGAUGUUUGAGUACUCGGGCAUCCUCUGCAGACAUAUUUUGACAGUUUUUACCGUGACAAAUGUACUUACUCUGCCAUCUCAUUACAUCGUGAAGCGGUGGACAAGGAAUGCAAAAAGUGGGGUUGGACUAGAUGAACAUGGUGAACUACAUGGCCAAGAGGUGCUGACCGUGCGGUACAACAAUCUAUGUCGGGAAGCCAUCAGAUAUGCUGAGGAAGGGGCUGUAGCUCCAGAGACAUACAAUGUGGCAAUGGUUGCUCUUAGAGAAGGGGGCAAGAAGGUGGCUGUUGUGAAGAAAAAUGUUGCAAAAGUUGCACCCCCCAGCUCACAGGUUAGUGGGGUUGGUUACGAAGAUCGGAGGACCUCUACUUCAGUGCCAGAUAUGACCCCUCCUCUGUUGUGGCCACGACAAGAUGAAAUGACCCGACGUUUUAAUCUCAAUGAUGCUGGCGUCCCUGCACAACCUGUUGCAGAUUUGAAUCUUCCACGCAUGGCCCCCGUGUCUCUUCACCGUGAUGAUGGCCACCCUGAUAACAUGGUGAUUCUUCCUUGUCUCAAGUCAAUGACCUGGGUGAUGGAGAACAAGAAUUCGACACCUGCCAACCGAGUAGCUGUAAUCAACUUGAAGUUACAAGAUUAUAGCAGGACACCAUCGGGAGAAUCUGAGGUUAAGUUUCAGCUGUCAAGGGUCACAUUAGAGCCCAUGUUGAGGUCAAUGGCCUACAUCAGUGAGCAGCUUUCUACCCCAGCCAAUAAGGUUGCUGUUAUCAAUCUAAAGCUCCAAGAUACGGAAACAACUUCAGGGGAAUCAGAGGUGAAAUUUCAGGUGUCAAGGGAUACGUUAGGGGCCAUGUUGAGGUCAAUGGCUUAUAUUCGUGAGCAGCUCUCUAAUGGGGCUGAGUCUCUAUCAGAAACCCCGUCAAAAAAGCAACGGAAGUAGAUGCAAUGUUCUUUCUGUUUUAUUAGCAGGUGUGUGAUUCUCUCACCUUCGUGGAUGGUAUUGGUUAUCUCAUCAAAACUGUGCCACCACUUUCGAGUUUGGGAUGGUUUGGGUUGUUCCUCUUUAGAGUAGGGUAGCUUCUGUUGCAUUUCCAUGUAAGCUUGCUCUUCUGCAUAUUUAUACAUGUAAAGUUACCAAGCCAGAAUUCUGUUCUCGGGUGUGAUAUGGUUUUCACUGUACAAUGCCUCAGAGUAGAUGAGGCUGUUGUGUAUGCGUUUUCUAGGUUCUCUUUCUUUCCACAUGAUAAAAUCAACAAAAUACAUGAUGAUUUCUCUCAGAGACAAGCUGCUCUAAUUAUUUAGCCUUUUCAUCAUCUCUAACCAUCGGAAGAAGUAUUGAUGCUCACCACAGCAUCAUCCUUGAGUUUUUUGGAAUGCACAGGAAUUAUGGAUGGCAAAAAAAUUUCCAUUGCCUACACCAGUAUGAGUUUGCUGCUCUUUUUUUCUCUUUUUUUUUUUUUCAGGUCGUUGCAGCUGUAAUAAUUUUACUUUUGUUUGUAUACAGGAUCAAUCUAGUUGUGGCUGGUUAUAGCAAUUUCUUUGUUUUGUGGCGUCUUUUGUUCUAAUGGUAAUUCUUCAACUCUCUCAUUCAGUUAUAAAUGCAACAGGAAAAUGAAAUGGAAUGACAGUACUCGUUGGAUCAUCAUGUAAUAUACCACCUUUCUUUCCUGUUAUGGUAUUUAUUUGGUAUU
Molecule: messenger RNA, 3666 nt
Organism: Ilex paraguariensis (yerba mate)
Lineage: Eukaryota; Viridiplantae; Streptophyta; Magnoliopsida; Aquifoliales; Aquifoliaceae
Source: the annotation of a GenBank genome assembly